Messenger RNA from Monoraphidium neglectum, 1386 nucleotides. Its product is annotated as Anthocyanidin 3-O-glucosyltransferase. Lineage: Eukaryota; Viridiplantae; Chlorophyta; Chlorophyceae; Sphaeropleales; Selenastraceae. The record is from RefSeq and is a predicted model, not a curated record. Bases 1 to 1386 code for a protein of 461 amino acids. Gene Ontology annotation, molecular function: UDP-glycosyltransferase activity. The transcript is spliced from 8 exons.
AUGGUUUACCUGUUCGUUUCCAUCCCUCUGGACGGCCAUAUCAAGCCGGCACUGAGCGUGGCCGCUGCCUUGAACGGCCGACUUGCCGCCGCUGGCAGCAGCGAGGUGCGAUUUGCCGCGCUGUCCCGGGACCGUGCCCGGGUCGAGGCAGCUGGAAUCGAGUUUGUAGACCUGGGAGAUCUGUCACCUGAUGACAACCUUGAGCUGGAGCGCCUCAAAGCGGCCACAAUUGGCACCUCUGACGCCGCGAGUGCCGCAACAUUCGACAUGUUCACUAUGUUGGAAGCAAAGAUGCUCCCGCCGCUUCUGAAGGCCAUAGACACUGGGAGCGCUGACGUCAUCGUCGCCGACUUUGCUGCCAUGGCUGGCCACGACGCGGCCGAGGCGCGCCGCCUGCCGCUCGUCGUCCUGCAGCAGAUCCCGCUCGGCCUCGCCCUGCUGUGCAGUGGCCACAACAGCUACAACCUGCCGAGCCACGUGCCCCUAGAGAUGGCGGGCCCUCUGAUGCAGCCGGAGCGCCUCAGCCUGCUGCAGCGCGCCGUCAACCCGCUCCUGAAGCGCUGGGUCUACACGCGCAUCGCCGCCAUGACGGGGCCCCGGCGCGCCGCGGCGCGGAAAGCGGGGGGCCUUGUGGCAGCCCAGGGUUUUGGGGAUCUCGAGAUGAUGGGGUGGGGCGCGGCUGUGCCGCGUGUGAUGAACCUGGUGUCGGGAGUCAUGGACCUGGAGGUGGAGCGCGAGCUGCCGCCUGGUUGGCACAUGACUGGGCCGCAAAAUGUCGCCAUCAACGACCAAACCUUCCCGAUGCCUCUUGAGGACGGACCUGUGCGCGACUUUUUGACACAGGCAGAGGAGGCCGACCAGCCCGUGGUGUAUGUUGCGACUGGCACCAUUGUGCGGCUAACGCAGGGCCAGGUCGACGCGGUGGUGGAGGCCAUGCGGGCUGUGGAGGGCGCCCGCUUCGUGUGGAGCCUGCCCAAGGAGUCCCAGCUGCUGCUGUCGAGCGACUUCCAUGCGUGGUCUCAGGGCAGGGUGCUGGUCCUCUCGUGGGCGCCGCAGCAGGCACUGCUCAGCAGCUCUCAGGUCGAGCUCUUCGUCACACACGGCGGCCUGAACAGCACGUACGAGGGCCUGGCUGCCGGCAAGCCGCUGGUGGUGAUGCCAUUCUUUGGGGACCAGCCCGUCAACGCACAGCACAUCGUCAACAAGGGGCUCGGGGCUCAGGUCGACCCAUGGACCCUGACGGCAGCCAAGCUGACGAGGGCUAUUGAGGCGCAGCUGGCGGACAGGGAGGCCGCACGACGCGUGGCGGAGCUUGGGGCGCGCCUGCGGCGCCAGUCGGGCGCGCAGCGGGCUGCGGAACUUUUGGAGCGUUUUGGGCGGCAGUAG